GAUCCACAGGGAGACAAAAGAGUUCUUGAAAGAUCAGCUUUGAAAUUCAGAAACAAUGGAGAAGACGCAAGAAACAGUGCAAAGAAUUCUUCUAGAACCCUAUAAGUAUUUACUUCAGUUACCAGGUAAACAAGUGAGAACCAAACUUUCACAGGCAUUUAAUCAUUGGCUCAAAGUUCCAGAAGAUAAGCUGCAGAUUAUCAUUGAAGUGACAGAGAUGUUGCAUAAUGCCAGUUUGCUCAUCGACGAUAUCGAAGACAACUCAAAACUCCGACGUGGCUUUCCUGUGGCACACAGUAUCUAUGGGAUUCCGUCCGUCAUCAAUUCUGCCAAUUACGUGUAUUUUCUUGGCCUAGAGAAAGUCUUAACCCUUGAUCACCCCGAUGCGGUAAAGCUUUUUACCCACCAGCUUCUGGAACUCCACCAGGGACAAGGCCUAGAUAUCUAUUGGAGGGAUAAUUACACUUGUCCCACCGAAGAAGAAUAUAAGGCUAUGGUGCUACAAAAGACAGGUGGGCUGUUUGGAUUAGCAGUGGGUCUCAUGCAGUUGUUCUCUGAUUACAAAGAAGAUCUAAAGCCACUACUUAAUACACUCGGGCUCUUUUUCCAAAUUAGGGAUGAUUAUGCUAAUCUGCACUCCAAAGAAUAUAGUGAAAACAAAAGCUUUUGUGAAGAUCUAACAGAGGGAAAGUUCUCGUUCCCUACUAUUCAUGCCAUCUGGUCAAGGCCUGAAAGCACCCAGGUGCAGAGUAUCUUGCGCCAGAGAACCGAAAAUAUAGAUAUUAAAAAAUACUGUGUACAUUAUCUUGAGAAUGUAGGUUCUUUUGAAUACACUCGGAGUACUCUUAAAGAGCUUGAAUCUAAAGCCUAUAAACAAAUUGAUGCACGUGGUGGGAACCCUGAGCUUGUAGCUCUAAUAAAGCACUUAAGCAAAAUGUUCAAAGAAGAGAAUGAAUAAUACUAAGUCAUUCUUGAUUAGGCCUGGGAGCUUAUUUUAGUUGACUUUUUUUUUUUUUUUUUUUUUUUUUUUUUUUUUUUUUUUUGUCUUUUAGCCUAUCACUUUUUUAAAAAUUAGGACCAAGCUGUUAGUCUCCUCAAACUGAGUGAAUUGGGGUGAUGUGAGUGAGAUUGUUUCAAUUUAGAACCCCUUUGUACCGAUAAUCAUAAUAGUACAAAGUUGAUGGAAUCAAAAGGAGCCACAUUUAAAUAGGUCUAAUAUGAAUGUCAGAAUGUGCUGUGUUGGGACCUUAUGGACAACUGCCACAAAUGUUCUGCUAAUUCUAUCAAUAAAGAAGACUUCAGCUUC
This is a messenger RNA of Puma concolor (puma), 1306 nucleotides long. The record is from RefSeq and is a predicted model, not a curated record. Lineage: Eukaryota; Metazoa; Chordata; Mammalia; Carnivora; Felidae.